Molecule: messenger RNA, 889 nt
Organism: Sus scrofa (pig)
Lineage: Eukaryota; Metazoa; Chordata; Mammalia; Artiodactyla; Suidae
Source: RefSeq, a predicted model, not a curated record
CCUUUACCACAAGUUAUUAUUUUUGUGUUUUUGUGUUUAAGGUCCAUGUAUCUCUGAGAAGCUAUUAAAAGGCUUCCUGGAAAGAAAGAAAACCCAAGAAACAAAAAAACCAUGUGCCCCAUUGCAUAUGGCUCCACCUUACCAGGAAGGAUCACAGGCUGGUAGAAAUUGAAAUCGAAGUAGACCCAACAUUUUGCAGUCAUUGAAGCCUGAGCUCACUUGCAGUCCAAGGAAAGCCAUGCAGGAUGAAGACGGAUAUGUCACCUUAAAUGUUAAAACUGAAAAACCAGCUCUCACUUCAGCUAUCACGCAGCAACACAACCUACGAGCUGAGAAUGAACAUCUCUCAGGAACUCUGAAGCAAUUAGCAAGGAAGGUCUGCCAAGAUUUAAUAAAACAAUCAGGACAAGAGGAAAGACAUCAGUGCAGCCCAUGUGAGAAAAACUGGAGAUAUCAUGGAGACAGUUGCUAUGGAUUCUUCAGGCACAACUUGACCUGGGAAGAGAGUAAGAAGUACUGUAUCGACACCAGUGCUACGCUUCUGAAGAUCCCCAGCCAGAAUAUUCUGCAAUACCUCACCAGCAGGACUGGAUUAAUCCGUUGGGUUGGAUUGUCCCGCCAGAACUCCAAAGAGGCCUGGAUGUGGGAAGACGGCUCAGUCCCCUCCAAAAAUGUGAUUAAGUUUUCUGGAAAUGGAACAGAAAAUAUGAAUUGUGCUUAUUUUCAUAAUGGAAAAAUCCACCCUACCUUCUGUGAGAAUAAACAUUAUUUAAUGUGUGAGAGGAAGGCAGGCAUGCCAAAGGUGGACCAACUACUUUAAUGCAAAGAGAUGGGCAGGAUGUCACAGACAAGUGCUUGAUUGUAUAAUAAAAGAUCUGGAUGAAAGACU